This is a messenger RNA of Chanos chanos (milkfish), 1461 nucleotides long. RefSeq names its product cholinergic receptor, nicotinic, beta 5a (gene chrnb5a). Gene Ontology annotation, cellular component: postsynaptic membrane. Gene Ontology annotation, biological process: monoatomic ion transmembrane transport. Gene Ontology annotation, molecular function: transmembrane signaling receptor activity; acetylcholine-gated monoatomic cation-selective channel activity. Bases 1 to 1461 code for a protein of 486 amino acids. The record is from RefSeq and is a predicted model, not a curated record. Lineage: Eukaryota; Metazoa; Chordata; Actinopteri; Gonorynchiformes; Chanidae. The transcript is spliced from 6 exons.
AUGACAGCGUCUUGGCUUUUGUGGCUUAUCAUUCUCAUUGUAAAAGCAGCAAAUUCCCUGGCUGCAGAUGCUGAGGAGAGACUGGUUGAGUAUCUUCUGGGUCCUGAGCGCUAUAAUAAACUCAUACGACCGGCCGUUAACAAGAGUCAACAAGUCACCAUCGGGAUUAAAGUGUCUCUCGCACAGCUUAUCAGUGUGAAUGAGAGGGAACAAAUAAUGACAACAAAUGUAUGGCUCACUCAGGAGUGGAAUGACUACCGUUUAACGUGGAAUCCAGAUGACUACGAAGGCAUUAAAAAACUACGAAUCCCAUCACAGCAUAUUUGGCUUCCUGACAUCGUGCUUUACAACAAUGCUGAUGGUGUAUAUGAAGUGUCUUUCUACUGUAACGCGGUGGUCGCCAACACCGGCGACAUUUUCUGGCUUCCCCCGGCCAUCUACAAAAGCGCCUGUGCCAUAGAGGUCAAGAACUUCCCCUUCGAUCAGCAGAACUGCACGCUCAAGUUCCGCUCCUGGACCUACGACCACACGGAGCUGGACCUGGUCCUCACGUCCGACUACGCCAGCCGCGACGACUACACCCCCAGCGGCGAAUGGGACAUCGUCUCCCUGCCCGGACGCAAGAACGAAGACCCCAACGACAUCACCUACCUGGACGUGACGUACGACUUCGUCAUCAAACGCAAGCCGCUUUUCUACACCAUCAACCUCAUCAUUCCCUGUGUGCUCAUCACCUCCUUGGCCAUCCUGGUUUUUUACCUCCCUUCCGACUGCGGGGAGAAGAUGACCCUUUGUAUUUCCGUGCUCCUCGCCCUCACCGUCUUUCUCCUCCUUAUCUCGAAGAUCGUUCCGCCCACCUCCUUGGCCGUUCCGCUCAUCGGAAAGUACCUGAUGUUCACGAUGGUGCUGGUGACCUUCUCCAUCGUGACCAGCGUUUGCGUGCUCAACGUUCACCACCGUUCCCCGAGCACCCACCGCAUGCCCGAGUGGGUCAAACGCGUCUUCCUCCACCGCCUUCCCGUUUUCCUGCUCAUGCGACGCCCGGGGAGCUCCAACGUCCGGGAGAAGUUCCGCCGCAAGUACCACCGCAAGUCCUUCUCGUCGGAGGGCAAGCCCGGGCUCGGCGACGGCGAGGCGUUCUACGUCACCGAAGACCCGGGCCGGUCCUGUGGCGCCUGGAGGUUGUCCGACCUGCCCGAGGGGUCAGAGUUCAGGCAGAGGGUCAGGGUGAAGAGAGAUGCUGACGUAGACGAGGCGAUCGCCGGCGUGAGGUUCAUAGCCGAGCACAUGAAGACGGAGGAUGAUGAUGAAGGGAUCAUAGAGGACUGGAAGUACGUCGCUAUGGUAAUAGAUCGUCUUUUCCUGUGGAUCUUUAUCCUGGUGUGCGUGGUGGGAACGCUGGGCCUGUUUGUACAGCCUCUCUUCCAGAGCUACAACACACCCACAGCUGAAGACGAGUGA